AUAUUUACAAAAAAAUUUGUAAGCUUAUGUUGGUCAUUCUUUUUUUAUUCUUCUAAAUUAAAGUUACAAACCAAUUUAUUCAUUCAUAUUCUUUGGCUUUUUAGCGAUAAAAGUAUUUUUAUAGUGCUUAUAGGUUUCUAUCGAUUGAUUUUUCAUUUAAAUUUGAAAAAAGUUUUAAAUAUGCGGGAUGAUCAUCGCUUUUUAUUUUUUUGGUUUGAAAAUUUUUAUUACAGGAAUAGGUUUUGCGAUUUUGUCUUAUUCUCGAUAUUCACUUAUCGUGAUAUGACAGUCGAACAAAAAUUUGAAUAUUUUAAACAAUUGGUUGACAUCAUCGAUCCAUUUCGUAAGCGAGUUCACAUAAUUUUGCCUCUUCUUGUCAGCUCACCGUUGUCCGUUAAACUUAAUGUUUUGAAAGAAUGUGUUACUGUAGGAUAUGAUGAUAUAUCAUCACUGAAUAUUUAUUUAUUGGAACAUUUCGUUUUGAAACCCAUCGUUUGUUAG
Messenger RNA from Dracunculus medinensis (Guinea worm), 501 nucleotides. The record is from the annotation of a GenBank genome assembly. Lineage: Eukaryota; Metazoa; Nematoda; Chromadorea; Rhabditida; Dracunculidae.